This is a messenger RNA of Coccomyxa subellipsoidea C-169, 1506 nucleotides long. RefSeq names its product L domain-like protein. Lineage: Eukaryota; Viridiplantae; Chlorophyta; Trebouxiophyceae; Coccomyxaceae. The record is from RefSeq and is a predicted model, not a curated record. The transcript has 9 exons. Bases 1 to 1506 code for a protein of 501 amino acids.
AUGGAAGUGGAUGACAGGAGGCAGGCAAACAGUCUGGCAGAGAGCGUGGGGCUGCAGGACUUUCCGUCCAACGUUCUCAUAAACAUCUUUGCAAAGGCCUGCCCUUCCCCCUACGACCGCCGCUUGCUGUUCGGGCUCUCGCUCGUCUGCAAUAAGUUUGCUGGCGUGCUGAGGCAGCCCAGCGUGCUCUGGAACGUUAUGCUGCUCUCCCUGCCCAGGCAAGCUCCCAGCCUCCCAUCUGCCAAAGCAGCCUUGGACCAACUGCUGCAGGAGGGUCCGCGGCUGGCGAGCUUUGUCGCGUGGGCGCUGCCGCGCGCAGCUGGUGUGAGGGAACUCACAGUGCGCUUCACGAAUCACCACCAGGCGAUGAAAUUUCAGGUGCUGGUAGGCUUGUUUGGGGUCUCUCUGCGCACCCUUGGGCUCAGCCCGGGCUGCCACGGCGCCGUCCCGCUGCAGCAGCCGACCAUCAACCUCAUCGGAUACUGCACCGGAUUGGAACGGCUGGAGCUGACAUCAGACGGGGUGAUGACGCGCGAUCUCAGCCCGCUGUCGCUGCUGCAGAAGCUGCAGCUGCUGCAGAUCACCAGCUUCAACGACCCUGUGCGCUACCCCAUUCCCCCAGCCGUCCUCACAGUAACCUCGCUGCGGGAGCUUUCCAUGCGAGCGCUCGGCCUGAAUCUCAUCCAGGAUGCUGUAUCCUCGCUGCAGGAUCUAGAGGUAUUGGAGAUUGUCGGCGCACGAGGGCUGAGGAUACAGGGAGGUUUGGGCCAGCUGGGGAGCCUGAAAGAACUGGAAUUAAAUGCCUGCGAGAUGAGUCUGGAUCUGAGCGCAGCGCAGCAGCAGCAGUCUUGGUGCCCAUCCUUGUCGGGGCUCACCAGCCUUACUAGCUUGAGUUUCCUUGCGCCGCGCAAUUUCGGGCUAGUGAUACCUCCGCCCGUAACGGAGCUGGUGUCCCUGCGCCGCCUGAAGCUGCUGCGGGUCGUGUCCAAGCAGUUUGCGCCGCUGCUGCUUCCCCCUGGCUUUGCCAAUCUUGGCGCCACUCUCACCGAGCUUGUGCUGGAGUGCACCGAUUGGCCCGCCAUCCCACAGGCGGUGUUUGCACUGACGGGCCUGCGGCUGUUGGCAAUCCGCGCGAGCGGCCUGCGCAAGCUGACGGCUGAGGUGGCGAUGUUUGGGGCGCUGCGACGGCUGGACCUGUCGCGCAACCGCGAGCUGGACGUGCGCGACGACAUUCCCUGGGCCGGCAUGACCGCCCUGCGCUCCCUCGACCUAUCCGAGUGCCGCCACCUGCGCGUGACGACUGGGCUGGUGGGGCUGGCAGAGCUGCCGGCGCUGAAGAUGGUGAGCCUGCACGGCUGCACCGCGGCAACGCAGGCGGCCGACACAGCCCUCAACAAGCUGCUCAAAGCGCUGAAGAGUGCCCGGCCGCAGCGUGUGAAGGUCAUCAUUCUGCGCAAGGAUGUUGACUACACCCUGCACGACGUGGACGACAUGGAUGUGUCGUAA